AGGUACAUCCGGGUCAGAUAGCGAGUACUUCCGGUUAGCUAACGGUGCGAAGUGUUGCCUUUGGAGUGUCUUUACUUAGAGGACUCGUUUCCAUGUGACUACUUCCUGAUACAGUUUGUCGCAGGUCAUGCUCAGAUCAGUGUUGCUGUGCAGGUUGACCCCCCAUGUCCAGUCCUGUACCAGAGGAUCAUGUCUACUAGCAGGUCGGACACCUUGUGGCGUGCCGCUUCCUUCACCUGGUCACACACCCCUCAUAUCUACAACCACAGCUCUGGUCAGGUACUCUGACUUGUCCACAGAGAAGUACACUAUGAUUUACACCCUGCCGUACAUUAAACAUCUGAGAGCCGUGUCCAGGCUCAAACUGCUCCAAACUGCAGUCACUGUGGUCCUCGUGCCCCCAGUGUACUUCUUCUACGUCCAGGGAGAUGUGCCCUUCUUCCUUGUCAGCUACACAACGGGGAUAGCGCUGCUGGCUGGUGCCAUGCUGUACACCGUCAGUCACUUUUUCAGGAGGGUUGUGGGGAUGAUGUACCUGGACCCGUCUCAGACCACACUCAAAGUGUCCCACCUCACCUUCUGGGGCAGGCGCCAUGAUCUCUACCUCCCUGUGUCAGAUGUUAUGACCAUUGGGGACACGGGGGACUCAGCAAAAGAGACAAUAUUGAAACUAAAGAGAUACAGCAGUCCACAGACAUUGUAUUUCUCCACUCACUAUGGACGUGUGGUCGAUCAAUUGGGUUUUGAGAAGGUGUUUGGAAAUCUGAAAUGAUGCAGAAUUUUUUUUAAGUGCUUCGAUUUGGUUGAAGUAUGAUAGUGAAUAUUUGUGAAUUAAUCAAUGGACUUAAAUGCAACAUUGUGAAAAUGAAAUGGGCCUGGUAAUAAAUGUUUUAUUAAAUUAAAAUUGUGCGUGAGGAUGAACGUUCAGCUGAACUUUGGUCUUUUGAAUAGAACAACAUGAGUGUUGGCCAUAUGUUAGGGAUAGUAAGAUUAUUUUUGCUUAGAAACCACUGACCUAAUGUGUGAAGCAAAACUAAAAGUCAAAUAAGUCUUUUCUCACAAAAGUGAGACUGCCCUAAUGUUUAACAAGCAACACAUGGUCUAAAUACUGUAGAAAAAAGCCUGUUAAAAAAAAAUAUUUUAAAUAUUAAGUGUGAAACAGAAAGUGUGCAGUGUGUCCGAGAGCUUUCUGGGUGUAGACGAGUCUCGUGUUGGAAGUGGUGAUGAUGGCGAGCUGGAAAAAGCCUCCUCCUGGGUACUGUGGUUUUAUGGAGCAGCUGAUGGUGGCAUAGGAGGACUUGUUGUCCCUAUCAAUGAGAUGGAAAUCCCUGGUUGAUACAGCGGAUCUGUAAAGACAGAGGGAGAGAGUUGAUGGAGCAAAUCACCUCUAGUCUGGUUAAAGCUGGUGGGACAUACAGAAAGUAUCUAAGUCAUAUCAAGUGUGUCUUUUCAUUAAAAUCCAAUUAUGUCCAAGAA
Molecule: messenger RNA, 1476 nt
Organism: Hippoglossus stenolepis (Pacific halibut)
Lineage: Eukaryota; Metazoa; Chordata; Actinopteri; Pleuronectiformes; Pleuronectidae
Gene: tmem186
Product: transmembrane protein 186
Exons: 2
Coding region: 128-772 (214 amino acids)
Cellular component (GO): mitochondrion
Source: RefSeq, a predicted model, not a curated record